Ahaetulla prasina is the source of this 1143-nucleotide messenger RNA. RefSeq names its product SIVA1 apoptosis inducing factor (gene SIVA1). Bases 251 to 988 code for a protein of 245 amino acids. Lineage: Eukaryota; Metazoa; Chordata; Lepidosauria; Squamata; Colubridae. The record is from RefSeq and is a predicted model, not a curated record. Gene Ontology annotation, molecular function: CD27 receptor binding. The transcript has 4 exons. Gene Ontology annotation, biological process: extrinsic apoptotic signaling pathway.
GCCAUCUAUCAGAAAUGGGGAGGGUCUCCUGCUUGGGCGGGGAGUUGUACUAGAUGACCUACAAGGUCCCCUCCAACUCUGUUAACCUGGUUUAAAAGCGGACUCCUCCAAAGCUCCAACGCGAAUCGCUUGAACGCUUUCCUCCUCCUCGCCGGCGCGCUUUUUCGACCUAGCCCCGCCCCGCCGCCGUCACGUCUCUCCCCGCCAAUGUGAGCGCCCACUAGCAGAAUCCCAGGGUCCUCUCUCCCCCAUGUCCUCAUCUCGCUUCCCGAUUGGCCGAGGGUCCGAUGACGUAAGCGCAGGUGACCAAGCAGGCGGGCCGUGCAGCACCUUCCUCCCGGGACUCUUGUUUACGCCUUUUGCCGCGCAGAAAAGGCAACGCUCGGUUGGCGCGUUAAUUGUCCCCGUUAAGCCGGAGCUGCGGGUGCCCCGUGCCACGGUCGUGGGGGAAGCGAUGCCGAAGCGCUCCUACCCGUUCGCGGACUCGUCCCCGGUGCAGCUGAAGACGCGCGUGCGGCUGAAGGAGCUGAGCCAGGGCGUCUUGGGCGAGAGGUACCGGCGCGAGAUCUUCGAGAAAACCAAACAAUUACUCUUCAAAGGGGCUCAAACAUACAUGAACAAUGCUUGCAGUUCAAGUGCAAUGGGAACAUAUCUAAUUGCACAAUAUCCAGAAUCAUGUAUAGAUAAAUCAGAAAUGUGUUCCUGGCACAGUUGUAAUGGACAAAUGUUAAUUGGGCAGGAUGGAAAACUUCGACAACCGUGUGCAAGUGAAAUGGUUGUGCCGGUAGGAGUGUCAAAAGCCUGUUCCUCCUGUAUAAGAACAGUUGACAUCAAAGAUGUUUGCACGCAGUGUGAUCAGUACAUAUGCCAGAACUGCAGCAAACUCUGCAGCUGUUGCAGCACCAUUGUCUGUUCAUUAUGCUCAAUUAUAGAAUCAGAGGAUGUUGGAGAUCAAAUCUUUUGCAGUGGCUGCUCAAUGUACAAAUAAUAAACAGCUGUUUUUAGGAAAUGGUUGUCAUUAGUAUUGUAAAGAAAGUAUUGCUUUUAAAUAAUUAGAUUUUUGAGAUACUGGAGUGCCUUUUUCUAAAUAUUGUAUAUUCUGUAAUUGUAGUUUAAUAUAAUAAAUAUUUUCUAUUUUGAUAA